CUUCCGCUACCCCAGGGCCCGAAUCCCAUCGAUCUGCUCGGCCCCCCUCCCUAGGCAGGGCCGGAGGGGGGCGAUAGGAUCUCCACCGUGGUGGGGGAAACACUCCUGUACCCCACGGAUGGCCGAUUCGGCCACGUCCGCCUCGGGCCUUCCCACUCUGAGCGCAGUGCUGGGGAGCAAACGCCCUCCCCUCCUUCCGGAGCGUGCUUUUCCUGGAAACUGAAGUUCCACAAGCAAGGCCGGCAGGACAAGAUGAAGCUCAUCAUCCUGGACCACUAUUCUCAGGCCAGCGAGUGGGCCGCCAAAUACAUCAGGAACCGCAUCAUCCAGUUUAACCCAGGACCAGACAAGUACUUCACCCUGGGGCUCCCCACUGGGAGCACCCCACUUGGCUGCUACCAGAAGCUGAUUGAGUACUAUAAGAAUGGAGAUCUGUCCUUCAAAUAUGUUGAGACCUUUAACAUGGAUGAAUAUGUGGGCCUUCCUCGAGACCACCCGGAGAGCUACCAUUCCUUCAUGUGGAACAACUUCUUCAAGCACAUUGACAUCCACCCAGAACACACCCACAUUCUGGAUGGGAAUGCAGCUGACCUGCAGGCUGAGUGUGACGCCUUCGAAGAGAAGAUCAAGGCUGCAGGCGGGAUUGAGCUGUUUGUUGGAGGUAUCGGUCCCGAUGGACACAUAGCCUUCAAUGAGCCAGGCUCCAGUCUGGUGUCCCGGACCCGUGUGAAGACACUGGCCAUGGACACCAUCCUGGCCAAUGCUAGGUUCUUUGAUGGAGAUCUCGCCAAGGUGCCCACCAUGGCCCUGACGGUGGGUGUGGGCACUGUCAUGGAUGCUAGAGAGGUGAUGAUCCUCAUCACAGGUGCUCACAAGGCGUUUGCUCUGUACAAGGCCAUUGAGGAGGGAGUGAACCAUAUGUGGACCGUGUCUGCCUUCCAGCAGCAUCCCCGCACGGUGUUCGUGUGUGACGAGGAUGCCACCCUGGAGCUGAAAGUGAAGACCGUCAAGUAUUUCAAAGGUUUAAUGCUCGUCCAUAACAAGUUGGUGGACCCCUUGUACAGUAUCAAAGAGAAAGAAACAGAGAAAAGCCAGUCUUCUAAGAAACCAUACAGUGAUUAGCCUGUGCUAAUCCUAGUGUCAAGUAUCUCACUGGGACGGGCAGGUCUUUCUGGAAAUUGUCUUUAGGAAGACAAAAUUGUAUUUCUUUAAUCUAGUAUGAUUACUCCAGAUAUAUGGGUGAACUUAUUUUUCUUCACUCUGCAGUGCGGAGCCUAGUUGUGGAGUUUAGCUACAGGAGGAAUGACUUGUAAUUUAACUGGAAAAAAACAUCACUCCAUAAUUUUGGUGUCAGCUUCACAGAGUAGGGAUUUUUAGCUUUUUAUUCUGCCUCUGACACUGUUCACAUGUACACCACCACACUCCCAUCAGAAAUUUCCAUCAUUAUGUGCAGACUGUCACUUAGAGGGAAGAGGGGCUUGUUUUGGACAAAACUUCUUUGGAGAGGCUUUGAGAGCCCCUCUUGAGCAGGCCUGCCUCUUAUUUGAGAAUCACUGUUCCGGAUUAAGUAACAAACUCUAAAAUCAGUAUAAGGGAGGCAGUCCCUCUGGUCAGUAACAAGUGCCAUGGAAAGAAAACUAUCCCUUACUUUCUCAGUUGUUUUUCCUGGUCUCUCAGUUGACCUUUCCGUGAACUUUGAGGACUCCUUGGGGGAGGAUGUGGGUGGGUAGGGCUAAACAGAAGGCUUUGCUGAUAAACUCAGAGCCUCAAGGGGGCCAGGCCACGUCAAACUCCUCUCCACUCCUCUCCCUCAGGGACCCUCCAGCACUGGAAGGCAGAAACCCUUUUCCCUCCACAGCCCUGUGUUUUUGUUCCAAGGUCUCACUGUGGCUCUUCUUUUUUACAUACUCAAUAAGUAGGAGGUCCACUGGGGCAACAGACACUGCCAGAAUUUCAAUGUGGUGUCCAGCCAAGUUGAUGGGGGCCAGUUUAAGCAGCUCCAUUAUGAGUUUAGUCACAAUACACAAGUGUAUUCUGCUUCCUUAGGAGUUGAGUGACAAAACAACAUACCAAAUGUUUCUAAAGUUGCCUUUCCCCACCUAAAAAUCCCUGCCUUUCUAACCCUCUCAGGUUGGGGUGGCAUGCUCCAGUGUUCCCAGAACAUCAGGAAAUACAUUUUUGCUCCUUUCUUUAUCCUUUACCCUUUGUUCUCAAGAUGAGUCUACUGCUCUGCCUUCCUUUUACUCUCUCAAGCCUUCACGUGGAUGCUGCCUAUUUCUGUGCCUGUGUCAAGCUGCUGCUACUUGUUUCUGGGACAGAUCGUUCAGAGCCUGGCUCAGGCCUCUCAGUGCUGUGUUUGAUACCAGUGUUUCGUCGUUAGCUUUCAUACGUGAUUGCCAUCAUUUUGUUUUAAACUAAUGGCUUAAUGGAAUUGUUUACAAUGUGAUAAUUUUCUAUUAAAUUCGGUAUUUUCAAGUU
Pteropus alecto (black flying fox) is the source of this 2478-nucleotide messenger RNA. It is a transcript of the gene GNPDA1, whose product is annotated as glucosamine-6-phosphate deaminase 1. Gene Ontology annotation, cellular component: cytoplasm. Gene Ontology annotation, molecular function: glucosamine-6-phosphate deaminase activity; identical protein binding. The record is from RefSeq and is a predicted model, not a curated record. The transcript has 7 exons. Gene Ontology annotation, biological process: D-glucosamine catabolic process; carbohydrate metabolic process; N-acetylglucosamine catabolic process. The coding region runs from base 253 to 1122 and encodes 289 amino acids. NCBI's taxonomy places the organism in Eukaryota, Metazoa, Chordata, Mammalia, Chiroptera, Pteropodidae.